GGAGUCAGAUGAAAGUAAAUCUGGAGGAUCAUGUUAUUGUUCCUGAAUUGGAUCCCAACAUAGAUUUUCCAGACAGAUUUGUUGAAGACUAUGUGUCAAAUCUCACGAGAACUCCCUUAGACCUCUCCAAACCAUUAUGGGAACUCCACCUUCUCAACAUCAAAACCUCAGAUGCAGAGGCUGUCGCAGUUUUUAGGAUCCAUCAUUCGAUGGGCGAUGGUGCAUCUCUCACAUCUCUUCUCCUAGCAUGCACACGUAAAACCUCAGACCCAGAAGCAUUGCCAAGUAUUCCAGUAAAAAAAGGAGCAGCGCCUACUAAUUCGAGCGGCUUUUGGUGGUUCUUUUUAGCGGCUUGGUGGGUUUUAAGGUUGAUUCGGAACACUUUGGUGGAUGUCGUGCUGUUUGUAGCGACCUCUCUAUUUCUGAAAGAUAUGAAAACUCCGAUCAAGGGUGAACAUGGGGUUGAACGGAAUAUCAAAAGGUUUGUGCAUCAGACGGUCAGUUUGGACGACAUAAAGCUAGUCAAGAAUGCAAUGAACCAUUUGAUUCAUACCGUAAACGAUGUUCUUGUUGGAGUAGUUCAAGCUGGCCUCUCGAGAUAUCUGAACCGUAGAUACGGUGAGGAGCAGAAAGAUGGGCAAGUGAAGCAGAGGAAAAGCAUUAUUAUUCCAAAAUGUAUCCGCCUUAGGGCAAUCAUUCCCGUCAAUCUAAGAAAAAUCGCGGGAAUCCAGGUUGCUGCUGCUAUAAUACACCGAGCAAUCUUUCACACAACAAUGGCCAUUUCUGGAUUGGUUGGUCCGCAAGAAGAAAUUAGCUUUUAUGGCCAUCCAAUUGCUUACCUUGCUCCUAGUGGUUAUGGGCACCCAAUUGCAUUGACUGUUCAUUUCCAAAGUUAUGCGCACAGGAUGACCCUUGCUUUGGCAGUCGACCCAACUGUGAUUCCCGAUCCUCACCUGCUCUGCGAAGAUUUAGAAGAAUCGCUCAAACUUAUCCGAGACGCUGUACUGAAAAAAAAGACUUAUAAAGGAUGCUGUCUAAGAGGAGUAUUUGUCUAA
Molecule: messenger RNA, 1055 nt
Organism: Juglans microcarpa x Juglans regia
Lineage: Eukaryota; Viridiplantae; Streptophyta; Magnoliopsida; Fagales; Juglandaceae
Product: O-acyltransferase WSD1-like
Exons: 5
Coding region: 9-1055 (348 amino acids)
Biological process (GO): triglyceride biosynthetic process
Cellular component (GO): plasma membrane
Molecular function (GO): long-chain-alcohol O-fatty-acyltransferase activity; diacylglycerol O-acyltransferase activity
Source: RefSeq, a predicted model, not a curated record